UUUUAUUAAGCUUGGUUCAAAUCCUUGUGCUUUAAGUAUAUUGUAUUGAUAUCAUUUUAGAAACCACCAUGUUUUUUUGAGGCAUGUAAGGUGCAUAGUAAAUAUAGUGUUUUCAAUAAAAGAAAAUUCUACGAUUACCACGCUUUCUUUUUUUUAAAAAAAAGGAUUACCAUGCUUUCUAAAUUCUAAAUUUGUGCUCCAGUUCCACUCUUCCAAAUGUUACGCACAUGCAUAAAAAGAAACAAUAAACUAUCUCUCACGCCCUUUAUAAAACGAGAACAGAGAAAGAUCCCUUCUCCCCGGUUUAAUACAGGCCGAAAGGCACCACUCCAACUGCCCUUGGCGAGCCUCCCUCCUUCCCACUAACCACACGACCACACCUCACCCCUCAAGGCCUCAACGCCUACCAAACUAGCACAGCCUCUCCAUAACUGCUGCUCCACCUCCUGCUCCCCGGAGGGAGGGAGCCGCCAUUCUCCGUCGAUCUCCUCCACGCUCCGGCGCUGCCUCGCCCGCCCAUGGCCGCCGCCUCGGGCUCCAACCCGGACAGCAUGGACACCGACCCUCCCGGCGGCCUCUCCAUCGCCGUCGAGCGCAACCCGCCGGAGUCCCGCCUGCUCCAGCUCGGCGUCAGGACCUGGCCCAAGUGGGGUUGCCCGACGGGGAAGUUCCCGGUGAAGUUCGACGCGCGGCAGACGUGCUACCUGCUCAAGGGCAAGGUGCGGGCGCACAUCAAGGGGUCGUCGGAGUGCGUGGAGUUCGGCGCCGGCGAUCUCGUCGUCUUCCCCAAGGGGCUCAGCUGCACCUGGGACGUCGUCGCCGCCGUCGACAAGUACUACAAGUUCGACUCGUCCUGACUCCAUCAGCCCGCUCGCGCGCGAGUUCCCGCUGAUUGAUGAUCCGCCGAUUGAUUGCUGGGCUGUGCCCUAGCUUAAUUGCGUUGAUUUAGCCUAAUUCUGCUGCUAAUUUUGCUUACCUAGCUCUGUGCCUAGUGCCUCUAAUCGUCUCCUGUGUCGUGUAAAAAAUUAAAAUGGAAUGGGUGUGCAGUGCAGUGCAGGGCAUCUAGCCCUCUGUCGUACUAGGCCAGUGGUUAUUCAUCCAUCCGGGAACUGCAGAAAAACCGGUCAAUGCAGGGCCUGUUCAAAGUAUUCUUGUUUAUUCCUCCGAGUGCAAUCCAUUUUGAAUGCUUCUUUGACCA
This is a messenger RNA of Panicum virgatum (switchgrass), 1198 nucleotides long. RefSeq lists its product as uncharacterized. The transcript is spliced from 2 exons. The record is from RefSeq and is a predicted model, not a curated record. The coding region runs from base 519 to 857 and encodes 112 amino acids. NCBI's taxonomy places the organism in Eukaryota, Viridiplantae, Streptophyta, Magnoliopsida, Poales, Poaceae.